Molecule: messenger RNA, 3208 nt
Organism: Drosophila nasuta
Lineage: Eukaryota; Metazoa; Arthropoda; Insecta; Diptera; Drosophilidae
Gene: Dmtn
Product: transmembrane and coiled-coil domain 2 protein Dmtn
Exons: 10
Coding region: 622-2670 (682 amino acids)
Cellular component (GO): endomembrane system
Source: RefSeq, a predicted model, not a curated record
UUGAUUUUUGACGGCGAGAGUAGUGUGCGCGUUCCGAAGUGUAAAAGCAAAAAUAAAUAAAUAAUAGGCACUCACCGAAAAGUGCAACCACUGUCAAUAAUAUAUAGAGAUUAAAUGAACAACGCGCUGCGCAGCCAAAAGCAUCGAAUUUUAUCGUAAUUCUUCCAACAACUGCUAAAGCGUGCGGCAGAUUUUGUGAUGCGCACUGAGCACAAAAUUUGAGCGCAAAGAAAACGAACGGUCAAACAAAAAAAGAAGGAAAAGGUGCGAAUGAAAAUCCAAAUACACAAGUGAAAAUUUUGAAUCAGUUGUUUUAAUAUAUAAUCUCAAGUGUAUGCCAAUAUAUAACAACGUAACGUAAUGUAUUUGCGCAAACAAAUGAAUAUUAUUAUUAUAGCUGUUCUCUUCUAACGUUUGCUCAGUUAGUUAUUAGUGUAUCUCUCUCUUGUCAGUGUUGGUGUCUGUGUGUGUGUGCGUGCCUAUUCGUGUGCCAAACAAAAAAAAGGGCGUCACAGUUGAAAUUUUAUGCAGCAACACUAAAACAAGAAAAAAGCCAAACCACAACGGACCAAAAGCUAUUGAAGGCAACUGCUUUGUGAUAUUUGCCAGCAAUAUGCAAUAAUGGAUUCGUUGACAACAUUGACCAGCGGUCAAAGCACGUGCCGUGAUCAUUUAUCGCUGCAGCCUUUGCAGAAGCUGCGAUCGUCUCGUGGUUCCAGCUCCAAUUUGAGGACAAGUCGUUCACCUUCCGCCAGCCGAAGUAGCGAGCAAAUGUCCAGGGAGCGCAGCAGCGACUCGACCACAGCAGCAGCAGCAUCGUCAGCGGUAGCAGCCACAGCAGCAGCCGUCACAGGAAACGUUGCAACAACGACGUCGUCAGCGUCAGCGACAGCAACAACAACAGCGGCAGCAACAGGAACGGGAACAACGUCGGCAACGUCGACGACAGCCAACAGCAAUUCGUCGGCCUCGUCCAGCACAGUGGCAGCUGCACAGGCGGCUGUCUAUAGCGGCGGCAACACGGUGACCGGCAGUCUGGGCAGCAGUGGGGGCGUGGCAGUGCGAGGUUUUCGCAGCCACAGCCCCACACACCGUCGACGCAGCCGUGAGCGACAGCGACGCACCCAUGGCUCCGAUCAAGGCGGUCUCCUCGCCUACAGCGGCCUCAUAGGCGAGGGCAGCAGCUUCAUUGCUGCUGUCCGUGGCGGUGGCGAUGGCGGAGGCGGUGGCGGUGGCAGCGCUGGCACUGGCAGCGGACUGGAGGACUCACGUUUGUCCGGCAACGAGGAUUACUACUCGUCGUUUGUCUCCGAUGAGUUUGACAGCAGCAAGAAGCUGCAUCAUCGUCGCACUCACGAGCGCAGCUCCAGUGUGCAGGCCAUCGAUCGGCUCAACACGAAGAUACAGUGCACCAAGGAGUCCAUACGACAGGAACAAACUGCUCGAGAUGACAAUGUCAACGAGUAUCUGAAACUCGCAGCCAGCGCCGACAAACAGCAACUGCAGCGCAUCAAGGCGGUGUUCGAGAAAAAGAAUCAGAAAAGCGCACACAGCAUUUCACAGCUACAGAAAAAGUUGGACAACUAUACGAAACGCGCCAAGGAUCUGCAGAAUCAUCAAUAUCAGACCAAGAGCCAGCAUCGCCAGCCACGCGAAGUGCUGCGCGACGUGGGCCAAGGACUGCGCAAUGUGGGCGGCAACAUACGUGACGGCAUCACUGGAUUCUCCGGUUCGGUGAUGUCCAAGCCGCGCGAAUUUGCGCAUCUCAUCAAGAACAAAUUUGGCAGUGCCGAUAAUAUCAAUCAAAUGAGCGAGGCCGAGCUGCAGGGCAUACAAUCGGGCGACGCGGAUGUCCUCAACGUGGGCAACAACGAGCGUUUGCCACAGCUGCCCGGCAUGGGCACCUCCACAGGUUCCGGCGGUGGCAAUAACAACAACAACACCGGCACAGGCAGCGGCACUGGGAAAUUCAACAGCGACAACGGCAGCGAGUGCAGCAGCGUCACCAGCGAAAGCAUACCAGCGGGCUCUGGCAAGAGUCAAUCAGGCGCCAGCCAAUAUCACAUUGUGCUCAAAUCAUUGCUGACCGAACUGGCCGAGCGUAAGGCUGAAAACGACAAGCUCAAGGAGCGCAUAGAGCGUCUAGAGACGGGCCAAAAAGAGUUCAACAAUUUGACCUCGACACUCGAAAGUGAACGCUAUCGUGCCGAGGGUUUGGAAGAGCAAAUCAAUGACUUGACGGAAUUGCAUCAGAAUGAAAUUGAGAAUCUGAAACAAACCAUUGCUGACAUGGAGGAGAAAGUACAAUACCAAAGCGAUGAAAGACUACGUGACGUCAACGAAGUGCUCGAAAACUGUCAGACAAGGAUAUCGAAAAUGGAGCAUAUGUCACAGCAGCAAUAUGUCACCGUCGAGGGCAUCGAUAACUCAAAUGCUCGCGCUCUGGUUGUGAAACUCAUCAAUGUGGUAUUAACGAUAUUGCAAGUGGUAUUGCUGUUGGUAGCCACCGCCGCUGGCAUUAUAAUGCCAUUUCUCAAGACGAGGGUGCGCGUGCUGACCACAUUUCUGACGAUUUGCAUCAUCAUCUUUGUGAUACGACAAUGGCCAGAUGUUCAGGAUAUAGGCGCAGGACUUGUGCGGCAUCUCAAACAGUCGCUGGUGGUCAAGUGAAGCGCCUCCACCUUCUCCUCCUCCUCCACGUUCGAUUAGUAGACCCUUAAUGUUAUUAGUUAUUAAGUAUACAAAAAGAUGAAAGAAGAAAGUGCAUAUUUUGUAAAUAGCUUAUAAAUACACACAUACAAUCACACUCACAAACACACGAAAACGUAAUAAUUUAAUAUAUCUAAUUAGUUACAAGACAACAAACGCAUCACAUUGAACGACUCGACUAACACACAUGAAAACAUAAAUGAAUACAAGUUGUACAAACAAACAAACAUACAAAAACUGAAAACGAUAUCGCACACAUUCACACAUAACUCACAAUCACACUCACAUACAUAUGUAUACAUAUAGCGAAAUUCUAUCUAAAAGCUCUGCUAAAGGUUUAGUCUAAUAAUAAUAAAAUAAUAACUGCGAUGCUGACAAGUUUCUGUGCAUUACUCAAUACUAUAAAUUAACUAUGUAUAUCUAAUUACUAUACUAUAUAUAUGGAACUCUAUUUAUAGUUAUCGUAUUCAUUAAACAAAACGUUUGUAUUUGUACAAAA